AUGCUCAACGCGAGAACUGGCCACCCAGAAGUUGUUUCGUCAUCUACUACAAGCUUGGGCAGAAGACGCAGUCCGCCAUUGCACAGCGCUGCUCUGAAUGGUGAUGUCACACUGGUGAGGCAAAUGCUCGAGCACGGAGAAGAUGCUGAUACACGGGACGAGUGGACCUUAACGCCAAUCAUGUCAAUGUUCGUGCGGCAUGCUUUGCAAGAAACUCGGUGCAUUUUUCAAGAACGAAACCCAGUUCGGAGGAACCUCGUCACAGAUUGCCGAGAAGAAGACUCAGAGAGAACAGCAACGACGAAUGCAGUGUUAGGCCUGUUUCUCCAACACGGGGCUCUAUUGGAUGCUCGCACCAAGGGAAGGAAAUCAGCUUUGCACUACGCAAUAUGCGAUGGGCUUUACGAAGCAGCUAAAAUCUUGCUGGAUGCUGGAGCUACCAUCGAUGCGCAAGAUAAGGAUGGUCGAUCACCGCUAUACUGCGUAGUACAAGAGCGAAGCUUGUUGGUGACAAAUUUAUUGGUCAGCUACGGUGCAUCGAUCGACCUUCAAGACAGACUUGGAGUGUCUCCGUUGUCGCUCGUUAUUGAAAAGGAAUAUGUGAACGUGAUGCAGAUUUUCCUGAACCACCACGCACUCGUAGCGACCCGCGAACGACUGGAUUUCGCUGGAGAAGUCCUGCUUCAAGCCGUAGAAGCGAACUCUAUCAACAUUGUCCGAUUCUUAGUGGAGAAUGAGUACGUGGCUAUGGACUACCAAAAUGCGGCAGGUGAGACGGCAAUGCAUCGCGCUAUCGCACAGGGUAACACUGAGAUGAUGACAGAGCUGGAUGAGUUGGAUCCGACUGGCCAAAGUUUCCAGACAGUCACAGUUCGAGGAGAAUCCUGUUUCCAUUUUGCGGCUCGGCUGGCGUCGGUAAAAGAGCUAGAACUUCUAUUGCACAUUCGAAAUCAAUUAUCUCGAGAUGGAUACAGCGACCUCCUCAAUAGUACUGAUUGUUUGGGAGCCACACCGUUGUUUGCUGCUGCUACGACGACAGAGUCCCGCUGUGUUCGUGACAAGAUCAACCAGUCCAUCGAUAGGAAAGUCAAGAUGCAGCUACUGCUGUCCCACGGCGCCAUGCUGCUCCGCAACGAAGCCUUUCCAGGAGGUUCACCAUUCAUGCUGCUCCGCAACGAAGCCUUUCCAGGAGGUUCACCAUUCCGUCGAUUAUCACGAGAUUCAGGGAUUAUUUUGUGUGCUCAAGUUCGUCGGUGCCUUGUCCAGUGGUUUGCAGAAUGUGAAUCUGAAAUUGAGGGAUACAAGUUGCGGGGGUUCUGCACAAAUUGGAUCACUCACGUUCCAGUAAAACCCAAGACUGCGACAACGAUGACUGUGCUGCAUCUGAGUGUCUGUGCAGGAUACGCUAUUGAUGUUUUACCACUCGUUUUGAUGCUGCCACAAAAUCAAGCGGCUAUUACUAGUUUUCUGCAGAGUCUCGAAUGCUUCAUAACCUGCUCGAAUGGAUUGCAGUUUGAUUGUCUGGCACAUGAGUUGAGUGCAUCAUGGGCUUAG
This is a messenger RNA of Phytophthora nicotianae INRA-310, 1554 nucleotides long. RefSeq lists its product as hypothetical. The transcript is spliced from 4 exons. Bases 1 to 1554 code for a protein of 517 amino acids. Gene Ontology annotation, molecular function: protein binding. The record is from RefSeq and is a predicted model, not a curated record. NCBI's taxonomy places the organism in Eukaryota, Oomycota, Peronosporomycetes, Peronosporales, Peronosporaceae.